Messenger RNA from Puccinia graminis f. sp. tritici CRL 75-36-700-3, 1024 nucleotides. RefSeq lists its product as uncharacterized. Bases 1 to 846 code for a protein of 281 amino acids. Gene Ontology annotation, molecular function: oxidoreductase activity. The transcript is spliced from 6 exons. NCBI's taxonomy places the organism in Eukaryota, Fungi, Basidiomycota, Pucciniomycetes, Pucciniales, Pucciniaceae. The record is from RefSeq and is a predicted model, not a curated record.
AUGUCUAUGCCAGAAGUUUUGACCCCCAACAGCACUGUCACCCUGAAUUCAGGUGAACGGAUGCCUGUUGUCGGCUUUGGCUUGUACAAAGCAACCGACGCUGGGAACUCCUGCCGAGAAGCGCUUAAAAGCGGCUACACCCACAUUGAUUCUGCUCGCCAUUAUGAAAACGAGUCAGCGGUAGGUGAAGUAGUGCGGGAUUGCGUGGCAGAUCGCGACUCGAUAUUUCUGACUACCAAAGUCAAGGCGCCAGAGCAUGGUUAUGAGUCGUGUAAGAACGCGGUCAUCGACUCGGUAACCUAUCCCAAACCCGAUCGUUGGGACUUGAUUCUCUUGCACGAUCCCACAGCUGGAUCCGAGAAACGUAUCGAGUCAUACAAGGCACUGGCUGAAGCGCUCAAGGAGGGCAAGACUAAAUCAAUCGGUGUAUCGAAUUUCGGCGUGCAUCAUUUGCAAGAAUUGGAAGCUGCCAACGUUGGACCAUUGCCAGCGGUUAAUCAAGUCGAAUUACACCCUUGGUGUCAACAAAAAUGGAUUGUAGACUACUGCAAAUCCAAAGGCAUCUUGAUCCAAGCUUAUUGUCCGAUUGUAAGAGGCAAAUACAUGGAUCAUCCAACUCUUGUGAACAUUUGUAACAAGGUCGGCAAAACAGGAGCUCAAGUUCUGAUUCGUUGGUCCCUCCAACACGGCUUUGUGCCGUUACCGAAAUCGGACAAGGCUGAACGUAUUCAAGAGAAUUUCGAUGUGUUUUCGUUCGAAUUAGAUGCCGAGUCCAUGGCUCAGUUAGAUAGUCUUGACCAAGGUGAUGCGGGUGCAAUCAGUUGGAACCCUACUCGGGUCGAUUGAAGCGUUAUCCCCUACCCCGGACCCGUCGCAAGUUUGCUUUGUCCAUGCUCGACAUUUGCAAUGACCGUGCUAUAUUGUUUCAGCAGAAGUUGUAUCUUUCUAUUGUACUAGGUAGCCCAAUUUCAUCCGAUGAGCUACUCGGAAUUGUCCUAACAAUGUUGUGAAACUCACUUCGAUA